This is a messenger RNA of Rhopalosiphum padi (bird cherry-oat aphid), 1480 nucleotides long. RefSeq names its product ribonuclease P protein subunit p30-like. Lineage: Eukaryota; Metazoa; Arthropoda; Insecta; Hemiptera; Aphididae. The transcript is spliced from 8 exons. Gene Ontology annotation, cellular component: nucleolar ribonuclease P complex. Gene Ontology annotation, biological process: tRNA processing. The record is from RefSeq and is a predicted model, not a curated record. The coding region runs from base 112 to 891 and encodes 259 amino acids. Gene Ontology annotation, molecular function: RNA binding.
CAAUAAUUUGAGGUAAACACGCGAAACAUGUUAUCAUUCUGUUAUUUUAAAUAUUUAGGUUCUUUAAUAAAUGUCUAGUAUAUUAUUAUUUUAUUUAUUCUUAUUAAUUUAAUGAACACUAUGAAAGUGCCAUAUGGAUAUUGUGACUUACGUGUUGAGCGAGUUAACGAUGGUAUUAUCAACACUUUCAUUGAAUAUGGGUACACUUUUAUUGCAGUAAAUACUACAGUAAAUUGUUCAAUACUAGGUGUUGGAAAUUCUAAUAGAAAAAAAAGGAAAAUUGCAGAAUGUAAUGGUGAAAACAAUGAAGAAAAUGACUGGAUACCAACUCCUAAGUUAAUAAAUUAUGACGAUUCGAAAUUGACUAUAGUUAAUCGAUUGACAGUACAAAUAUCAAAUAUUGGACAACUGCAUAGAAUUUUCAAUUCCCAAAAUUUUAAAUUGUAUAAUAUUUUUGCAGUAGAACCAUUGAAUGAUCAAGUUUUUCAAGACAUAUUGACCUCAUCAUCUAUUGAUAUAAUAACUUGUAAUAUAAAAACAUCUGUAACUCCAAAGCAGUAUACAAUUGCAAUUGAAAAAAACAUUUAUUUUGAAGUAUCUUACGCGCCAAUGUUAGUAAAUUAUGUUGCUCGUCAAGAUACUUUAAGUUUGGCUCAUCUUUUGCAUAUAAAAGGAAAAUCAAAAAAUGUAAUUGUUUCGAGCGGAGCAGUUAAUAAAUUAGACAUACGUAAUCCUCAUGAUGUGAUGAAUUUAGGUAUUUUACUAGGUCUUUCAAAGAAACAGUCAAAAGAAUCAAUCACACGAGGAUGUUAUUCAAUUAUAUUACAGAGCUAUGGGAAAAAAAUAGGAAAGUCAACAAUUAAUAUAGUACCAAGAACAGCCAAUUCAUAAUAUUGUAAAUAAUUUUUAAAAAUUAUAUAUAUUUAAUGAUUUGUUUUUAUUUUUAAUGGAAAAAGAAUAUUGUUAGAUAGAUAUUUUUUUAACAAUGCAGAAUAAGCUUUCAAAAAAAGGGUUUUAAUAUAGUACAAAAUUGUAACUAUUUAUGAAUUUUUUAAUAUAAUAAACUAAAAGACAAUAAGUAUAAGUGAUUUUUUAAGUAUAUAUAAAUUGUAUAGUAAAAUUAGCUUAACCCUAUUAUUAUGCAUUUGGGCAUACAAUUACUAAUUAAUGGUGUUGUCUUUUAAUCAUAAAUGAAUUAAAUUAGUUAUAUUGCAUAUCGUUUGAGAUAAUUAGAUUUUUAUUCAAUUGUUCAACUUGUGACCGAUCCAACAAUCACUUUACUCCUACUGGCUACCACCAAGUAUAUUAUAAUAAAAAAAUAAUAUAGUGAAAUAAAUAUUUUAGUUUUAUUAUAUUUCUGUAUUAUGGCCAUAAUAUUGAAUAUCACCUUCAAAUUAAUAUUGUUAUACAAUGUAUAUUUAAUAUAUUCAUAGUAUAUUCAUAUUUAAUUUAUUUAUUAUUAAAUUACAAUUAUUAUUUA